AUGGGAAAGUGCUGCAAAUGCAAUGGGAGACUGCUGUGCUUGUGCCUGCUUCCUUGUAUGAUGACUGGCCAUCUUUUAAUUUAUAUUGGGGUCUCCAUAUUCAUCACCAUUUCCUAUGCUCCUCCAAAAAUAAACCUGCACUAUAUUGCUACCGGGAUUUCUGCUAAUUCUUCAUCUUUGGCGUCCCAUCCACUUGGGCCUUUCUGGAACCUUCGUUUGGAAGACAGCGCACUGUGGAACCAAUUGCAGCAUGCUUGGGACCGUCAGCACAAUCCACUACUGAGAGGAAACACAACUCUGAUACAAAGGAAGCAAAGAGCUACAUUUUUAUCAGAGAUUAAGAGUGAAUGUCUUUCUGACAGCACAUCGGACAAGUGUUCCCUCCCUCACAUGCACAAUUUAAACAGCUUGCCUGAACAGAUUAGGGCAUUUAUCAGGUCAAUGUACUACAGGGAGUACCCUCUUCUUAUCAACCAACCUGGUAUGUGUAGGAAGAACAACAGUAGCUUUGAUCUGGACUCUCCCAUACUCCUCAUGGCUAUCAAAUCUCAGGUGGGGAACUUUGAAAAUAGGCAGGCAAUCCGUGAAACAUGGGGAUACAGUGGUCUGGUGAAAGGGGAAUCAAAUAAGAAAGAUGGACUAGUGCGCACACUCUUUCUUCUUGGAAGGCAGGACUCAAGUACAGGUCCUCACCCAGACCUCAAAAACCUCUUGGAGCUUGAGAACCUGAAGUAUGGAGAUAUUCUACAAUGGGACUUCAGAGAUACUUUUUAUAAUUUGACCCUAAAGGACUUGCUGUUCUGGCAGUGGUUCAAGAAGUACUGUCCCACUGCCAUUUUUGUUUUCAAAGGGGAUGAUGAUGUCUUUGUCAGAACAAAUACUCUUCUGGAUUACCUGCAUAAGGAGUGGGGGGAGCACAAACUACGAAAAGUCUUAACAAAUAAAAUGGACAUGGAUUUGUUUGUUGGGGACGUGAUUACUAAUGCAAUGCCAAACCGUGAGCCGUCCACUAAAUACUACAUACCAGAAAGUUUCUACAAAGGAGUGUAUCCACCCUAUGCUGGUGGAGGUGGGGUGGUGUAUUCUGGAUCACUUGCAUUGCGUUUGAAAGAGGUGUCUGAGAGGGUCCACCUUUUCCCAAUUGAUGAUGUGUAUCUUGGAAUGUGCCUGCACAGACUCGGGCUCUCUCCAACCCAUCACCCGGGCUUUUUAACGUUUGAUCUCCCAGCAGGAGACAGGGAAAAUCCGUGUGCAUACAGAUCUGUUCUGCUUGUUCACAAACGGAGUCCCAAGGAGAUGCUGACUCUGUGGAAAAAGCUCCAGAAUAUGCCUGGACAGUGCUGAAGCUCAUUUGCCAACCAAAUUGGAAUCAGUGAGUA
Archocentrus centrarchus (flier cichlid) is the source of this 1379-nucleotide messenger RNA. Its product is annotated as N-acetyllactosaminide beta-1,3-N-acetylglucosaminyltransferase 2. Gene Ontology annotation, molecular function: hexosyltransferase activity; UDP-glycosyltransferase activity. Gene Ontology annotation, biological process: poly-N-acetyllactosamine biosynthetic process; protein O-linked glycosylation. The coding region runs from base 1 to 1344 and encodes 447 amino acids. Gene Ontology annotation, cellular component: Golgi membrane. NCBI's taxonomy places the organism in Eukaryota, Metazoa, Chordata, Actinopteri, Cichliformes, Cichlidae. The record is from RefSeq and is a predicted model, not a curated record. The transcript has a single exon.